Molecule: messenger RNA, 513 nt
Organism: Rhinolophus ferrumequinum (greater horseshoe bat)
Lineage: Eukaryota; Metazoa; Chordata; Mammalia; Chiroptera; Rhinolophidae
Product: double homeobox protein A-like
Exons: 1
Coding region: 1-513 (170 amino acids)
Molecular function (GO): DNA binding
Source: RefSeq, a predicted model, not a curated record
AUGGCCAAAAACAACUCUCCACACAAGACCACAGCAAGGAAUCAUAGACAAAGCCGCACCAAAUUCACAGAAGACCAGUUGAAUAUCCUCAUCAAAGCAUUCAAUCAAACACCUUACCCAGGUGAUGCUACCAAAGAAAAGCUUGCUUUAGAAAUCAACACUGAAGAGUCUAGAAUCCAAAUUUGGUUUCAGAAUCGAAGAGCUAGGCACCAAGUCCAGAAAAGAUCAAAACCUGAGAAGCACUUAGAAGCAAGCCAAGACCAAGAUCACCCUGAAGAGAAGAUUCAUGGUAGAGCAGACAGACGGUGUCGUACCAGCUAUACUUCCUCUCAGUUACACACCCUUAUCACAGCAUUUACAAAGAACCCUUAUCCUGGGAUUAAUUCCAGAGAGCAACUUGCUAAGGAAAUUGGGGUUCCAGAGUCAAGAGUCCAAAUUUGGUUUCAAAAUCGAAGAUCUAGAUUCUAUGUACAGAAAAAAGGAGAACUUGAUGAGCCCUUAGAACAGAAAUAA